AUGCCGGCAAUCAGAGGCGUCAGCUCGAAGAAGAAGACCAGGCGACACACGCGCGAUCUCGAUCAGAUUCAUGCCGACAAGCAGUCGCAAAAACACCUCCAACAGUACAAAGACACCAAGGCGUUGGAGGACUUGCCCGGUUUCGGCGAGUUCUACUGCACCGACUGCGCAAAAUGGUUUGAGAGCGAAAGCAACUUCAAGGCUCACGAGAAGGGCAAGCCGCACAAGAGACGCGUCAAGCAGCUGAAGGAGGAGCCAUACAGCCAGAAAGAGGCGGAGGCCGCCGUCGGCUUGACCACCGAUACGGACAAGAAGGUGGUCGAGGAGGAGAUGGAGGAUGCUGACGAUGUGCGGUGA
Pseudocercospora fijiensis CIRAD86 is the source of this 357-nucleotide messenger RNA. RefSeq lists its product as uncharacterized. The record is from RefSeq and is a predicted model, not a curated record. The transcript has a single exon. NCBI's taxonomy places the organism in Eukaryota, Fungi, Ascomycota, Dothideomycetes, Mycosphaerellales, Mycosphaerellaceae. Gene Ontology annotation, molecular function: nucleic acid binding; zinc ion binding. The coding region runs from base 1 to 357 and encodes 118 amino acids.